UAAGCCCAAAAACGAACGUGUACGUGAAGCAAGCCCGCACAAUUUGAUCCUAACAGCUGUCAAAGAUCAGUGUUUGUUGUUUUGUGGAAAUGUGUUCGAAGCGGUUGGAAAACAGAAAAUGAAGACAAACAAUAAAUCGCAUUUUCAUCAACCCAAAGGUGGUGCACCGGGUGGUCAACGAAAUAAAAAUAACCGUGGUCAAGGAAAACGAAAGGACUCCUUUUUCCGUGAAGUUUCCAAGGCGGAAACUAACACGUUUCAACAGCAUAGUAAGGGCAACCAGUCUGGUGGUGGUGGUCGACCAUCCGGUAAGCAUGGCCAAGGAGUGCACAAAACUGUAGCAUUCAAGCCAAAGCAUAAUAAUCGUGAUGGAAAGGAAGGCAAACGCCCGAUGAAUGGACACAAAAACAAAGGUCGACCCCAAAAUGGCAAGCAGCAGGAUCGGUACAAAAACCAACGCACAACCGCACCGGCAAAACAGACUGCAGCAACCGAAAUCCGGUACGAAAGCAAGCCGGAAAAGGUAAACUAUUGUCUGGCACCGGAACGUCUGGAAGCUCAAUCACGUGCGAUAAAACAUUUCGAGCGGCAAGAACGGGAGCAGGAGUUCGAACGCAAGAAGCAAGAUCGUCAGCAGAAGCACAAAAUGAUGACGCAGAAAACGCGCAAAGGACAGCCGGUAAUGCAGGGCCGGUUAGAGCUGCUGUACGAGAAGGUUAAAAAGGUGGUCGGUGUGCAGUGAACCAGAUUGUCGACACAAAUAACUACCACCGAUCAAUGCAUCCCUAUCGCUGAUUAUGCUAUCUGCUUCAUGUGUAUGCAGUGCGAAUAUUGAUGAAACCAUCCCAAAUUAAAGUUCACAUGUUCGCCAACAGUGAUCGUUCAAACGUUUGACAU
Molecule: messenger RNA, 897 nt
Organism: Anopheles moucheti
Lineage: Eukaryota; Metazoa; Arthropoda; Insecta; Diptera; Culicidae
Exons: 2
Coding region: 119-742 (207 amino acids)
Source: RefSeq, a predicted model, not a curated record